UCUUUGUCAUUGCUAUAUUUUGUUGCUAAAAGUAAGCAAUAGUUUAUAGGCGCCACAAAUUUUUGUGAAAUUUUAAAAAGUAUGUGACUUUGAUCUUCACAUUGUGUUAAACUGCAAAGCUGUGUUUUUAUUUUUUAUUACUUCGACCGAAGAUAAAACAAAAGCUAAAAAUGAACUUUAGUCUUUUGUCUGUUUUUAUCUCUUUAAACUUUGUUUCUUAUAUUUUUAAUCAAGAUGUUGAGCCAGAGUACGGUCGAGCUAUACAAUGUAAAAGAGAUGAUGGAGUUAGUCAGCGUUGUAUGCCUGUAUUUGAAAAUAUAGCUUUUGAUAAAGAUAUUGUAGCAAAUAAUACAUGCGGCUUGCACAAACCAGAACAGUACUGCGUUCAGACAGGAACCUCAGGAGCUAAGAAAAUUUGUGACUAUUGCGAUGAUAAGAACCCUGGACAGAGGCAUCCAGCUAAUCUCAUGACCGAUAUAAAACUGGAAGAAAAUCCUACGUGGUGGCAAUCUGAAACACUUUUAGAAAAUAAAAAGGGUGUUCAUUUGAUUUUAGAUUUAAAAAAAAAAUACCACGUGGCAUUUAUUAGAAUAAGAUUUCACACGAUUCGUCCACAUUCAUUCUCUAUUUACAAGAAAUCAACCUAUAAUCCUAAUGAAGAAUGGGUUCCUUAUCAAUAUUAUUCAAGAACUUGUGAGGAGACAUAUGGAGUACCUAAUAAGGCUACAGUAUCAAUAAGCAAUCAAAAAGUGGCAUUAUGCACCGAUGAAUACAGUGGUCUUAUCCCUCUAUCCGGCGGAAACGUUGCUUUUUUAACACUAGAUAACAGACCAGGAAAAAGUGAGUUCGACAAAUACAAAGAAUUGCAAGAUUGGGUAACAGUGACGGCCUUAAAAAUAAACUUAGACCAGUUAAACACAUUUGGAGAUGAGGUUUUUGGAGAUCCUAAAGUAUUAAAAAGUUACUACUUUGCCGUUUCUGAUAUUGCUGUUGGAGGUCGCUGCCAUUGCCAUGGUCAUGCUUCAACGUGUGCUCAUUUACAAGGUAAACUUUAUUGCGAGUGCGACCACAAUACUGCUGGUAUGGAUUGCGAAAAAUGUUUACCUUUGUUCAAUGAUCGUCCUUGGAGAGCAGCGCAGGAUUCAGCCAAUCCUUGCAAAGCUUGUGAUUGCAAUGGACUGGCAGAUGAGUGUGUAUUUGAUGAGCAACUAUGGAUUGAUUCAAGUUAUCAGUCAGGAGGAAGAUGCAUCAAUUGCCAAAAAAAUACAGCUGGUAUUCAUUGUGAAAAAUGUAAAGACAACCAUUAUCGAAGAGAUGGUGAAAUUGCUUGCCAUCCUUGUGGAUGUAAUAAAGUUGGUUCUCGGACAUCUAGCUGUAGUAGUGAAGGACGGUGUGUUUGUCAUUCUGGUGUUAUUGGUGAUAAGUGUGACCAAUGCAAGAGUGGUUACUAUGAUUUCUCCCCUAAAGGAUGCAGUCGUUGUGACUGUGAUGUGCAAGGCAGCAUUGGAGUAAAUUGUGAUGCUACUGGACAAUGUCAAUGUAAAGAAAAUGUAAUUGGUAAGCGGUGUAACCAAUGUGCACCAAAUCAUUUUGAUCUUGAUGCUCGUAAUCCCAAAGGAUGCAAAGCUUGUUUUUGUUAUGGUCAUGGUAUUAGUUGUGAAGGUGUUAAAGGUGUUGGGAAAAAAAUAAUCACUUCCUCAUUUGAUAGUGAUGCUGAUGGUUGGACUCUUCAAGAUGAGUUAGGAAAUGACUACUCCAAAAACAUCCAGUGGGAUAGCAAUGGUCGUUAUGUUCUUAUAAAAUCUAUUCCUAACAAGGUUCUAUACAUGGUUGCCCCAAAAAAAUUUCUUGGAAAUCGUCUUAGCAGUUAUGCAAAGUCUUUUUCAUUUCUUUAUGGAAUUUUUUUACAAAAUGGUGACCCAGAUUUACAGACUAGCGAUAAAGAUAUUAUUUUCGAAGGUGAUGGGGAAGUUGCUUAUUUCUCAAUUUCUCACCAAAAUAAUAAUAAACCUGCUGGAAGAUUUAUUAAUUUUGAAUAUAUUCUUCUUGAGCCAGAAGGAAUGCCAACUUUUGAUUUCCAAAAAUUGCUAUCAAAUGUUACUGCUAUAAAAAUCCGUGUUACUUACUUAUAUCCUCGCAGUGGUGCCAUUAAUGACAUAAUGUUAGAAUCUACACAAUAUGUUUCACCUGACUCUGAUGGUCAAGUAUUUUGGCAGGAGAAAUGUGUUAGUAAACAAGGACACACUGGAGAUCUAAGUGAAAAUUGCGAGAUAGGCUAUAAUAGAGCUGAACCAGGGUCUGGACCAUUUGGAAAGUGUGUUCCUUGCCGAUGUAACAAUCACACAAAUUAUUGUCACCCAGAAACAGGAGAAUGUAAGUGUGAAGAUAAUACUUCAGGAAAAAAUUGUGAGAAUUGUUUAGAAGGAUAUUAUGGGAAUCCAACAAAUGGACAUGCAGAUGAUUGCAAACUAUGCCCAUGUAUUUUUGGAAGCCAGUGUAUUUUGAUUAGUGAUCACAUCAAGUGCACAAACUGUCCUGUUGGACAUACUGGGGAUUUAUGUGAAAUUUGUGAUGAUGGUUAUUUCGGUAUACCUACAAAAAAUGUAAAAAGCUCAAGGUGUCAGAAAUGUGAUUGUAAUGAGAAUGUUGACUUGAAUGCCAUUGGAAAUUGUGACCACAAAACAGGAGAAUGUAAAAAGUGUAUUUAUAAUACUAUGAAUGGUCCUGAAAAAAAAUGUGAGCUUUGUUCUGUUGGAUAUUAUGGUGAUGCUCUUGCUGAACCUAAAGGAAAUUGUACAGCUUGUAAAUGCUUUGAAAGUGGAACUAUUGUUUCUUUGGGAUUCAAGAGUGGCGAUCCAAUACCAUGCGACUCUAAUGGAAACUGUCAAUGCAGGAAAAAUGUAUUGGGUAAGCAAUGUAAUACUUGUCCAAGUGGUCAUUGGAACAUUGAAGCUGGCUGUGAAAAAUGUGAAUGUAAUCAGAUAGGAUCAAUUGGAAAUGAGUGUGAUAUUAAAACAGGAAGUUGCAAAUGUAAACCAGGUGUUACAGGAAGAAAGUGUGAUCAAUGCAGUACAGGAUUUUAUCAGUUUUCUUUAACUGGAUGUGAAGCAUGCAACUGCCAUCCAGAAGGAUCAAAAAACCAAAACUGCAGCAGUACUGGAAUCUGUGAUUGUUUACCUGGAGUGCUAGGACUAAAAUGUGAUAAAUGUCCUGAAAACAAGUAUAAUCUCUCUCUUGGGUGCACUGAUUGUCCACCAUGUUUUAAACUGAUUCAGGUAGUUGUCAAUCAAAUUCGAGAAAAGCUUUUUAAUUUUGAAGGUGUAAAAAAUAAUAUUUCUGCUGUCUCAGAAUUGAACAUUAGAGAUGCUGAUUUUGAAUCAGCUUUGAAUGCUUUACGAAAAGAAGUUGAUUCACUGUAUACAAAAGUUUUGCAAUUAUCAAAAGAUGACAAAGCAUUGUUUGAAUUUUUUAAGUCAUUGUCUGAAAAGUUUAUGCAUUUAAAUGAUAUUAUUGUUGGUUUGGAAGCAAUGGUAUCAAAAUCUGAGGGUGCUGCCACAACUAGUAUGACAAAAACUAAAGAAGCUGAAGAUAUAAUUGAACUAAUUAAAAAGCUACUCAAAGAAAUUGAAGAUAAAAUAAAAAAUAACAAAGAUCAUGUCAACUCCCACAGUGUAAAUACUAAUAUGCAAAAUGACACAGCAAAAAUUUUAAAAGAAAUUGCUGAGGAGGCACGUAAACUUGCUAAUAGACAAGAAAAGGAGUCCAAUGAAGUUAACCAAAUUGCAAUUACAGCAUAUAAUAUAUCAGUUGAUGCACUUGAACAAGCACAAAAUGCAAAAACAGUAGAAGAAAAAUUAUAUAACAAGCUAGUUAACAUGGACAAAAAUUUUGAAGAAUCUAUGACUAUAGCAAAUGAAGCUCUUUCACUGAUAUAUAAAACAAAAAAUAAUUCAUUAACCGUUUUAGAGGAUGCAAAAGAUUUAAUUCUAGAAGCAAAGAAAGACCUGCCUGACUUUAUGAUCAACAAGACAUUAGAUAAAACCUCUGUAAUUAAGAACAGCUCAAAUGAACUAAAUGAAAAUUCAUUGUCUCUCACCAAUGAGAAUGCUGUUAUUGUUUCAAAUCUUCAAAUAAGUGAAAAAGAGGCUCGUGAUUUAAUGGAGAAAGGAGUUUCUUUACGAAAUCAGUCUGAUGAACUGCAUCUUCUUGCUAUAAAUGCUAGCCAAGAAGCAGCUAAUGCACAAGCUAUUGGAGCCAAAGUAGCCAAAGAAGCGCAAGAUAUGUUAGAAACUUUAAAGGGUUUUAAUGAAAAUAUCAAACGAUCAAAAGCGAAUGCGUCUGAAGCAUUAAAACUAAUACCAUUAAUAGAAAAACUUAUAGCUGAUGCUAAUAUCACCGGAAAAAUUGCAUCUGAAAAUGCUGAUAUGUCUAUAGUAGACACAACAGCUUCUUUGAGUUUGUCAAGAGAUGCAGUCAAGUCAGUAUCACAAGCAAAUAUAGAUCUUGAUGAUAUAAUCUCUCAAUUGCGAGCCUUAUUAAAUGAGAUAACGUCAUUUGUUUCAAAUGAGUUAAACACAACAAACAAAAAUAUACACUCAGUUGACAAAUCGCUUGAUGUUUAUAGAAAACAAGCCCAAAGUGAAGCAGCUGCUAUAGAAGAUGCAUCUUCUAAAAUACUUUUUGCAAAACUUAAUGCAUCAAAGGCACAAAGUGAUCUGUCCAAUUCAUUAGAUGAUGUUGAAGAGCUAGUGGCAACCAUAGAGAAUCUAAACUUCAUCGAUAUGCCAACAUUGUUAGCUGCUGAAAGUCGUCUUGCUAAUGCUUCUGCGAUAAUAAAAGGGCAAAUCGCUUCGGAUAUAAAUUAUUUAGAGAUUAAGUUAAAAGAGCAAGAAUCUCUCAUCACUCAAUACAAUCUUGAUCUGGAGCCUUUGCGAAAAGCUUCACAGAAAACUGAACAGCUAUUUGACUUUAUUCCAAGAGAAUCUUGUUAUAAACCAGAGAGUAAGUUAGAAGGUGGAGACCAAUCGUAGUUUUUUUUUUAUUUUCUUUAGAAUGAGAUAAGUUUGAAUUAUGCGUCGUAACGUGGAAAUGACCAUUGCGCAGUAAAUCGAUAGGUUAAAUAUUUUAUCAUACAUAAAAUAUAUUGUUUACUUAACCGCACUUACUAGAGUAAUUUUAAUCAACUAUUUAUACAGAAAUUCUUAUUGUAAAUUAGACAAUACUUUUAUUGAAAAACUAUCAAACUAUUAUUAUUUUUGAACCAAAGAUUUUAUUCAUGUUUA
Messenger RNA from Hydra vulgaris (swiftwater hydra), 5282 nucleotides. Its product is annotated as laminin subunit gamma-1. Lineage: Eukaryota; Metazoa; Cnidaria; Hydrozoa; Anthoathecata; Hydridae. The record is from RefSeq and is a predicted model, not a curated record. Gene Ontology annotation, biological process: tissue development; animal organ morphogenesis.